Messenger RNA from Hydractinia symbiolongicarpus, 2532 nucleotides. RefSeq lists its product as uncharacterized. The transcript has 6 exons. The record is from RefSeq and is a predicted model, not a curated record. Bases 1229 to 1939 code for a protein of 236 amino acids. Gene Ontology annotation, molecular function: chitinase activity. Gene Ontology annotation, cellular component: extracellular region. Gene Ontology annotation, biological process: carbohydrate metabolic process. NCBI's taxonomy places the organism in Eukaryota, Metazoa, Cnidaria, Hydrozoa, Anthoathecata, Hydractiniidae.
GGGUAUGGUUACACGAUAAAUAAUUGUUUGGUAACCAAGUCGCAAGUUGGUAUGUGCAACAAAAAAAGACAUGUUUUUUUUUCAAAAAAACGUAUUUCAACACUUUUGAUGUUAAUGUUGCUUAGCAUGGUUAUAUCCAGUUGUUGGCGCGGGGAUACCAAGUUUGAGAUAGGCGGACUAGGGGGUGUAAAAUAGCAUUUUAUUGUCAGCUGAUUAACGGACAAAACACGUCUGCAUAAAAUGUUGACUUUGUAAUAUUUUUUGUGUAAAUAUUAAGCGAAAAGUUUGUUUCUCUAAUAUACAAUACUCUCCAAUCGUUGUGAUAGUGUUUCUUCCACAAGCAAAUCCCUGCCUUAUUUCAAAUUUUCAAUUAUUUUUGUAAAAAACAUAUAUUGGUGACUAUAUUAAUAGAGGCAAUGACAACCUCAUCCGCAGGGCAUAUAGCCGUCUCGAUGUCAAAAAGAUACAAGGUGCCCUGGGGAUGAGGUUGUGGCAAUUUGUUAUUCCUUGCUAUUCUGAGUGUCCCACAACGUGCUUCAAUAAUAUAUAUCCGUAAAAACCUCUCACGAAGGGAGAUCUGAAGAAAUUUGUGAGGAAGCAUACAGAUUCAUUUGAAUGGCCAGAUGACAGAUGUGUUGUGAAGCUACCUUUUUAGAACUUUUAAGAAUAUCUUUUUAGUAUUUUUGUUACAUUCAGCAAUAAAGAAAUCCUAACCCCGUCCCCAGGACUUUUAUUCUCUUGUCGUCAGAGAUUUUCAGAAAGAAAAAAGGCCUAGGUAUGAGGUUGGAGAAAUCGAGAAUUAUAAUCUCUUUUGCGCACUACAUUUAUUUGUCAGAACAAAUACACAGGCUUCAUAUAAUCUUUAACGCUUUGUCUCCGAGAUAUCUUUGAUGUGCAUACCCUUUUAAAAAAAUGCUCAUGGAGACCAUUCUAGUGAAUAAAGUCGAUUCUCGUGAUAGAAUGAACAUUCUGCAUGAUUCGACUUAUUCGAAAUGAAAUAUUACGAACAGCGCUGGAAACUGUGAACACUGAAACUGACUGUGCGAAGCAGUUGUCGGUAAUUUUGUUGAAAGCAGCAUAUAUUCAAAUAGAGAAAGUUGACGAAAAUUUGAUAGUUACUAUUAAACAAAAAAGUAGCCAGAGAAUGUGGAAUAAUUUCCUGCAAUAAAUUGUCAAAACAUAGAGACUGGAGUGUCUUGCAUCAAUUUCUGAAAAAAAAAACAAAAAGAUGGCGGUUAGAUUGCUUGAGAUCAUAUUGUUGUCUGCACACUGGUUACUCAGUUAUGCUUACGUCCCUCCAGCACCAAAGCUGAUAACAUUCUGGGGGCAAAAUUCAGCAUUUAAAACAAUAGGUAGGACAGAGAAAUCACUAGCAUUGAUGUGCAAUGAUAAGUCACCCUACCAAACAAUUGUCAUUGGCUAUGUCAGUAGGUUCUUUGAUGAAAGGAACAAAGAUUCGCUACCUGGAAUGGGUUUCUCCUUUCAUUGCACGAAAGGUACUGAUGAGAGUCAUCCAGCGUUAUUAUACUGUCCACGUAUUGCGAAUGACAUUCGAUUUUGUCAUGAGCAUGAACGCAAAAUAUUGAUUGGUAUCGGUGGCCCAAAUGCUCCUUCUAAAUUUGAAAGUCCGAAUCAUGCUGAAAAAUUCGCAAAGACGAUCUGGCAUUUAUUUCUCGAUGGUGAUGACAUGCCCGAUUUGAGGCCAUUUGGAAGCGUUAAACUAGAUGGAAUCAACUUAUACAUGGACGAUCAAGAUUCGCAAUAUGUUGAUAUCUUUCUACAAACACUGCACAGCUUAAGAAAAACAGUAACAGAUAGAAAUUAUCUCUUAACAGUGUCUCCAUCUUGUAUGUUCCCCGAUCCAUAUUUUGGACCUGGUCCAAAAACGGUACUUGAUUCAAGUAUAAAUAUUAUUGAUCAGGUAGGACCCUUUUUAUAAGUAACUGGUUGUGGUAAGUGUGACCAUAUCUACACGACAGCUCGUAAUGCUGCACGCCACUAAUUAAUCGUUAUGUUGAUAAACAUUUAGUUCGUUUUAAAGCAGGUACUUCAGUGACUAAAUAACCCCCUCACGCACGAAAAAUUUUCUCUGGUUAAUGAUUCCUCGAUAUUUUAUUCCCUGACAUAAAUUUUCUCCGACGGAUGCACUGAUAUACGUAUCGAAACGAGGCUAUCAUUGUUUCCUGGUAAAAAAAACUCCGACGGAUGCACUGAUAUACGUAUCGAAACGAGGCUAUCAUUGUUUUCUGGUAAAAAAACUUGUAACGCUGUCAAUAAAAUAAUACUAAUUACUAAGACAAAAUGACUAAAUCAGAAGGUGGAAAUUUUAAAAAUUGCAAUCUUGUAUACUACUGAGGUGAAUUUUUGUCAGGAGAAAGCGACGUAAUAAUUUACUACUGAAAAAAGUUUCCUCGACGUAGCUUUUCUCCAACAAGGUACUUUUUUCUUUGCCCGAUCACAUUUGGCAUGACUUUUAACUUCCGCUCUUUCAAUACGAUGUAUUCAUUAACCUUGAAAAAAUUUAUAAUUUGU